AUGACUACCGACCAGAAGAAACCUGGCCUCGACAGCAGCGCCUCCAAUGAGGAGAAGAUUAAGCAUGGCCAGAUGGACAUCCUCGACCAUCGGUCGGGGCAAGAUGAAGAUGUUGCAGUGCAGUUUCUCGCCCAGCUCGAUCCCGCCAUCAUGGCGGCACCCAUCUCCGACGCAGAGGCGCGACGCGUGCUGUGGAAGAUUGAUUUGAUAUUGAUCCCAUUAAUCAUGGUCACUUGCGUGCUCGCCGCAGUCGACAAGGUCAUCAUCUCUAAUGCCGCUAUCUACGGUAUGGAAACUGAUACCCAUCUCACCGGCAACCAAUAUUCCUGGGUGGGCUCGAUAUUCUACUUUGGCUACCUGCUCUUCGAGUACCCUGCUGCGCUACUUAUCCAGCGGCUCCCCGUAGCCAAACUCUACGUGGGAAUGGUCUUCGCUUGGGCAGUCAUGAUGCUGUGCACGGCCGCUACGCAGAACUUUGCAGGUCUGGCGACAGUGCGCUUCCUCAUGGGCAUGCUCGAGGCAUCGGUGUUUCCCAUCUCCAGCAUUCUGACACUGUCGUCCGUCUUCUCUGGAGUCGUCAGCUACGGCAUCGGACACACCCACACCGCACUACACCCCUGGCGACUACUCUUCCUUGUCCUCGGUGCAUUCUCCAUCCUCUGGUCAGGCGUCCUAUACAUCUUCCUACCAGACUCUCCAGUCCAAUGCUGGUACUUCUCCGACCGCGAAAAGUUCGUCUGCCUCGAGCGCGUCAAAGACAACAACACGGGUAUGGAAGAUAAAACCAUCAAAUGGUAUCAAGUGCGUGAAUGUCUCCUCGACCCAAAGACAUGGCUCCUAGCUCUGUUCUCGCUCGCCCAGAACAUCCCCAACGGCGGCCUCGUCACCUUCUCCGCCCUCAUCGUCACCGGACUCGGCUAUUCCUCCCUGAUCACCACCGUCCUAGGCAUCCCCACCGGUGUCCUCGCCACCGUAUGGCAGAUCCUGCUCUCGUUACUCGCCUCCCGUGUGCCCAAUUCCCGCUGUUUCAUCAUCGCCGUCUCAAACCUAGUCCCUAUGACCUGUGCCAUCCUCAUGUGGAAACUGCCCCGCUCCGACAAGCACGGCCUCCUCGCCUCCUACUACGUCUUUUACACCUACUGGGCACCCUACGUGCUAUCCACUUCGCUCCCUAUGGCCAACACCAGCGGUCACUCGAAGAAACUGACUCUAAAUGCUAUCUUCUUUAUCGCAUACUGCGUGGGAAACAUCAUCGGUCCGCAGGUCUUUCGCUCCACGGAUGCCCCGAGUUACUCGCACGGAUACGAGGGCUUGCUGGCUUGUCUGGUUGUUGCGAUCGUCGCGAUCUCAGCCUACGGCGUACUCUGUAGAUGGGAGAACCAGCGACGGGAUCGUGAACAGGAGCAGCAGUCUGUUACUGUCAUGGAGGAUGCGGCAUUUUCGGAUCUAACGGAUAAAGAGAAGACAUCGUUCCGAUAUACAUAUUAG
Aspergillus eucalypticola CBS 122712 is the source of this 1488-nucleotide messenger RNA. RefSeq names its product allantoate permease. Gene Ontology annotation, cellular component: membrane. Gene Ontology annotation, molecular function: transmembrane transporter activity. The coding region runs from base 1 to 1488 and encodes 495 amino acids. The transcript has 2 exons. NCBI's taxonomy places the organism in Eukaryota, Fungi, Ascomycota, Eurotiomycetes, Eurotiales, Aspergillaceae. Gene Ontology annotation, biological process: transmembrane transport. The record is from RefSeq and is a predicted model, not a curated record.